Molecule: messenger RNA, 2084 nt
Organism: Ctenocephalides felis (cat flea)
Lineage: Eukaryota; Metazoa; Arthropoda; Insecta; Siphonaptera; Pulicidae
Product: serine/threonine-protein kinase polo-like
Exons: 9
Coding region: 254-1972 (572 amino acids)
Biological process (GO): regulation of cytokinesis; protein phosphorylation; mitotic cell cycle
Cellular component (GO): centrosome; cytoplasm; spindle pole
Molecular function (GO): protein serine/threonine kinase activity; ATP binding; protein binding
Source: RefSeq, a predicted model, not a curated record
AACUCAAUAUUGGUUUACCUUUUUGACAAACAAGUGUGCAUAGUUUUGAAUGACAUAUUCGUUAUUAGUAAUUAAAUACCAAAUAAUUUUAUACAGUCGAGCAUCUUGUUGGGUGCGUGAACUGUCUCUGUGGAUAGAAUUUCAAAUAACAUCUGUGUAACAGCCAUUUAUUUCGGUUUGUCAACGAUUUUAUGUUUUAUGGUAUUCAGUUGAUGUUUGUUACUAGUUUUUAUAAUUAUUUGUAUUAAAUAAGAUGAGUGGUAAAACGGAGCAUAAGUCGGAAGAAAUUCCUGAAAUUAUAUACGAUGCUAAUACUAAGCAAAGUUAUAAAAGACACAGAUUUUUUGGAAAGGGUGGUUUUGCUAAGUGUUACGAGAUUAUUGAUUGUAAAACGAAAGAAGUAUGGGCUGGCAAAAUCGUAUCCAAAAAAUUAAUGUUGAAAGAUAAUCAAAGAGAAAAAAUGACACAAGAAAUUGCUAUACAUCGCUCUCUGAACCACAAACAUAUUGUUGGAUUUCAUGGAUUUUUUGAAGAUAAUUUUAACAUUUAUAUAAUAUUAGAACUGUGUAAAAAGCGGUCAAUGAUGGAGUUACACAAAAGAAGAAAAGCUAUAACUGAGCCUGAGACAAGAUUUUAUAUGCAUCAAAUUUUAUUAGGCGUGCAAUAUUUGCAUCAUAAGAAAAUCAUUCAUCGUGAUCUAAAACUUGGAAACUUGUUCUUGAAUGAUAAUUUAAAUGUUAAACUUGGUGAUUUUGGCUUAGCUGCGAGAAUAGAAUAUGAAGGUGAGAGGAAGAAAACCUUAUGCGGAACGCCAAACUAUAUAGCUCCAGAAAUUUUAAAUAAAAAGGGCCAUUCAUUUGAAGUUGAUAUUUGGUCAACAGGUUGUAUUAUGUACACAUUAUUAAUUGGUAAACCUCCAUUUGAAACUUCAACUUUAAAGGAAACUUAUACCAGAAUAAAGAAAUGUGAUUAUAGAUUACCUACGACACUUCAUAAACAAUCUGCAAGCAUGAUCAUUGAAAUGUUACAGUCCGAUCCCCAAUCUAGACCAUCUGUAGAUCAACUUCUUAAGCAUGAGUUUUUCAACGCUGGUUACAUGCCUAAGCAGUUGCCAUCUUCUUGUUUAACAAUGGCACCUAGGUUUGACCAAGUUGAAUACUCUAAUACAGAUCGCAAGCCUCUUCAUGAAAUUAAUAGAGGUAACGAUUCUAUUAUGAUGGUUGAUAGUCCCAAAAAAUAUGCAAUGGAAACAAUUGCAGCUGGUUGCCGUUUAAAUCCAAUAAGAGGAGUUGAAGAAUAUAAACAAAAUAUUGUAAACCUUAGAGACCAAUUGAUUCAACUGCUAAAAACUAAGCCUGGCCGCGUGCAUGGUAACUUUGGAGAUGAAAUGUCUGAUCCUGCAUCACAACCGUUGGUCUGGGUUUCUAAGUGGGUAGAUUACAGUGACAAAUAUGGAUUUGGUUAUCAGCUUUGCGAUGAAGGAGUUGGAGUAAUGUUCAAUGAUACUACAAAACUUAUUAUGCUUGCAAAUGCUGUGAAUGUGCAUUAUAUUGCAAAAGAUGGAACAGAAUCAUACAUGACGAUGGACAGUUACCCAGCAGUUCUUGAAAAGAAGAUGAAAUUACUUACAUACUUUCGAAGAUAUAUGUCGGAGCAUCUUAUGAAAGCUGGUGCUUCUGUACCAGUGCGGGAAUGUGAUUCAUUGUCUAGAAUUCCACAUUUACACCAAUGGUUUAGGACAAAUUCUGGUGUUAUAAUGCAUUUAACAAAUGGCACAGUUCAGAUCAAUUUCCUGGAUCACACUAAAAUCAUAAUGUGCCCAUUAAUGGCUGCUGUAACAUAUAUUGAUCAAGAGAAAAACUUCAGAACAUUUCCAUUUGCAACAAUAGAAAAAUAUGGUUGCUCAAUGGGUCUCGCACAAAAUCUACGUUAUGCCUUAGAGAAGAUAAAUAAUAAUCUUAUGGAAACUUAAAGUUAAAAUUUCAAUAUAAUAUGAUUGAUUUUUUGCUCAUUCAAGCUCUCACACCAUGUUUAAAUAACAUAUAGAACAUAUUUUUAUACAAGUUUUAAUCAAAUUUUUAGAU